AUGAUCUUCGGUGGUCAUGACAAGGAAAUAGUUCUCCUGGCUGCAAAGGAGACUGCCGAGAUCGCGGGUGUCAUCAACGAGACCACGGGCCGAGAGGUACAGGUCAAGCUCAUUUCUCCUGACCCAUUCAUGCAAUUGAAGGGCAUCAAGGACGAAGGAGGGAAACCGGAGGCAUUCUCUCACAACUUUUUUACAUGCUACGAGGCAAUUGCCCGGGGUAAUGCCGGGACGGUUGAUCUGCUCACGGCCGAGGUGCUGGGCAAGGAGCCGGUGACGUCCCGGGGAUGA
This is a messenger RNA of Penicillium cinerascens, 288 nucleotides long. RefSeq lists its product as uncharacterized. The transcript has a single exon. The record is from RefSeq and is a predicted model, not a curated record. Lineage: Eukaryota; Fungi; Ascomycota; Eurotiomycetes; Eurotiales; Aspergillaceae. Bases 1 to 288 code for a protein of 95 amino acids.